Molecule: messenger RNA, 382 nt
Organism: Dentiscutata heterogama
Lineage: Eukaryota; Fungi; Glomeromycota; Glomeromycetes; Diversisporales; Gigasporaceae
Source: the annotation of a GenBank genome assembly
AUCAUGUAAUAGCACUGGUGAUUCUUUAUGGACUCUUUUAAUUCUCCUAGAAAAUCAAAAGAGCCCACAAAGAACUACCAGAGCUCUUUUGAUUCUUCUAGUAGUAGACUCUUUCAAUUAUCCUAGUGGUAGACUUUUUCGGUUCUGGACUCUUUUGAUUCUCCUGGAUUUUGUGAUUCUUAGAGCUCUUUCGAUUCUUUCAGUAAUGGACUCUUUUGAUUAUCCCGGUGGUAGACUUUUUCAGUUCUGGACUCUUUUGAUCCUCCUGGAUUUUGAGAAUCAAAAGAGUCCACAAGAACCACCAGUGAUUCUUAGAGCUCUUUUGAUUCUUCCAGUGGUGGACUCUUUUAAUUAUUCUGGUGGUGGACUUUUUUGGUUCUAG